AUGCACCCCACGCACCCCACGCUGAAGCUGACCUACUUUCCGAUUCCCGGGCGCGCCGAGCUCAUUCGGCUCCUCCUCUUCAUCCACGACAUUCCGUUCAAGGACGAGCGCCUCACGAUGGAGAUGUUUCUGCGCCGGAAGGCCGAGUUCCCCUUUGAGCAGAUGCCGACGCUCACGAUCAACGGCGUCGAGUACGCGCAGAGCCACUGCCUCGCACGCUACGUCGGAAAGCUCACGGGCAUGUACCCGUCCGACCCGCUCGACGCGCUGCGCGUCGACGAGAUCCUUGCCUUUGAAGACGACAUUGUCAAGACGACAAUCGCCGCGGUCUACGAAAAAGACGCGGCCCGACAAAAGGCCAUGGCGACCGAGCUCUCGCAGACGACGCUGCCUAAGCUCUUUGGUCUCCUCGAGAAGCGGAUCGCGAUGACCAAGGGCGUCUUCGUGCUCGGGGAGACGAUGACCAUCACGGACCUUGCUCUCUACGCGCUCAUGGCGACCUUCAAGUCGAGCCGCUUGGCGUUCUUGGACACGGCGUUCAUCGACAAGUGCGCACACUUGCGCGCCAUCCACGAUGCCGUGCGCGACCACCCCAAAGUCCAGUCGUGGAAUGCCAAGUACAAUGCGUACUAGUACAACUGAGA
Messenger RNA from Saprolegnia parasitica CBS 223.65, 644 nucleotides. RefSeq lists its product as hypothetical. The transcript has a single exon. The coding region runs from base 1 to 633 and encodes 210 amino acids. Gene Ontology annotation, biological process: glutathione metabolic process. NCBI's taxonomy places the organism in Eukaryota, Oomycota, Saprolegniomycetes, Saprolegniales, Saprolegniaceae. Gene Ontology annotation, molecular function: glutathione transferase activity. The record is from RefSeq and is a predicted model, not a curated record.